Brachypodium distachyon (stiff brome) is the source of this 1125-nucleotide messenger RNA. RefSeq names its product ras-related protein RIC2. Gene Ontology annotation, cellular component: endosome. The record is from RefSeq and is a predicted model, not a curated record. NCBI's taxonomy places the organism in Eukaryota, Viridiplantae, Streptophyta, Magnoliopsida, Poales, Poaceae. Gene Ontology annotation, molecular function: GTPase activity; GTP binding. The coding region runs from base 197 to 850 and encodes 217 amino acids. The transcript has 2 exons.
ACGCGGUCACCACGCUGCACCGCCCCGCGACACCCGUGCUCGUUGCCGUGCCCGUGCUCCCUUCCUUCCUUCCUUUUCCCCCCUCUCCUCUUUUACACCGCCUCCCCCACCUUCUCCAUCCCCCCCGUCCCCCUCCCUCCCUCCCUCUCGCCACCCCCAGCACCAGAUCGACGAGGCGACGUGACGAGCCGGAGCAAUGGCGUCGGGCUACCGGGCGGAGGACGACUACGACUACCUCUUCAAGGUCGUCCUGAUCGGCGACUCCGGCGUCGGCAAGUCCAACCUGCUCUCCCGCUUCACGCGCAACGAGUUCAGCCUCGAGUCCAAGUCCACCAUCGGGGUCGAGUUCGCCACCCGCUCCCUCCAGGUCGACGGCAAGGUCGUCAAGGCCCAGAUUUGGGACACCGCCGGCCAAGAACGAUACCGUGCUAUUACUAGUGCAUAUUAUCGUGGUGCUGUUGGAGCGUUGCUCGUCUAUGAUGUCACUCGGCACGCAACCUUUGAGAAUGCUGAGCGCUGGUUGAAGGAAUUGAGGGACCAUACGGAUCCCAACAUAGUUGUUAUGCUUGUUGGCAACAAGUCUGAUCUCCGUCAUCUUGUAGCUGUCCAAACCGAUGAAGGGAAAGCAUUUGCUGAGAGGGAAUCACUUUAUUUCAUGGAGACCUCUGCGCUCGAGUCCACUAAUGUGGAAGACGCAUUUGCCGAGGUCUUGACUCAGAUUUACCGAAUUGUGAGCAAGAGGGCAGUUGAAGCAGGUGAGGACUCAGCUUCUGGUCCUGGUAAGGGUGAAAAGAUCAAUAUGAAGGAUGAUGUUUCGGCAGUGAAGAAGGGCGGCUGCUGCUCUAGCUGAGGCACGCUGUAUUUUUUGGGCUCGUGUGAUGUUAGCUUGUGCUAUCGCCUUUCCAGCGACCGGAAAUUAUUAGUAGCAGUAGCAACUAUUAUGUUACCUAGAGAAGUUUGUUGCUGAACCGAGAAGUUUGUCUAGAUCAGUUUAGACGUUUCUAUUGUUGUAUGGUCUCUGGGGCAAUCGGCAUGGUAUUAUUUUUCAUGUCAAUCUUAUGCAACCAUGUUUGAACUUCUCUUUACCUGCAAAAAGAAGCUGAACUUUUCAGCUAAAUUGAAAUA